Messenger RNA from Cooperia oncophora, 744 nucleotides. Lineage: Eukaryota; Metazoa; Nematoda; Chromadorea; Rhabditida; Trichostrongylidae. The record is from the annotation of a GenBank genome assembly.
AUGGAGGAAGAUAUUCCUAGCUAUUCACAUCCUACAGAAGCUAUCUACGAAGAAUGUGUGGAGACGACGGAAAAUGCUGGCUCGGCCAUUCGACUAGAUCCGAGGGACAUCCGGUCAAUCAUAGAUGCGAUAAGGACAGAAACACUUCAACCAGCGACCCCACCCGCUAAACCUGUCUUCAAGAGAGAAGGGUAUGCUAAACAGUUCGAAUUUAACUCGUCUAUUCUACGUAAGCUGAUUCCGCUACAAUCGUCGACGAGUCAUGAAAUAGCUACAACUAUAACUCAAGUGAUCCAGGAUUUGAACACUAGAAAUGAAACGCUGGUAAUCGCAGACGAGCACCCUGAAGUCUUCCAAUUUUUGGAUCAUAAGUCAAAGGCCGACUCCCUGAAGGCCACGGACCCUCGCCUGAGCGAGUUCAUGGAAUCCAUCAGAAAGAAAGAAGAGGAUGUAAAAAAGAGGAGUCCAGCCCUUUCGGAAGCGGGAGGCAGCCUGGCACCCUGCCUCCCAGUACGCUCGCAUCGUGCGCCAGAGUCCUUCGUUCACUUCCUCUUCUGUCGUCGUUCCCUUUCUCGUCAUGGAGUGGGAACUGAAGGGUCUCGGAAGUACAAGAGGGACCAGUCUCCGCCGCGCAAGUAUGCGAUGCGUCCGUAUGCCAGAGAGAGGGACCGGACCAAGAGCGAGUGCAAAUCUUGCGGCAGAGAGGGGCACUGGUGGAGGGAGUGCCCCCAAAGGAAAUGGUGA